Messenger RNA from Eimeria mitis, 2076 nucleotides. Its product is annotated as zinc finger (CCCH type) protein, putative. The record is from RefSeq and is a predicted model, not a curated record. Gene Ontology annotation, cellular component: nucleus. Bases 1 to 2076 code for a protein of 691 amino acids. Gene Ontology annotation, biological process: regulation of transcription by RNA polymerase II. Gene Ontology annotation, molecular function: transcription cis-regulatory region binding. The transcript has 4 exons. NCBI's taxonomy places the organism in Eukaryota, Apicomplexa, Conoidasida, Eucoccidiorida, Eimeriidae.
AUGGGAGACAUAUUGUCUGUGGAUUUUCCCGGGGUUAGUUUGGUUGAGCUUCUCCCCAAUAAGAGCGGCAGAAGGAGGCGGCAGCGGCCGCCGCUUAGUGCUGCAGCAGGGGUAUUAGAGGGUGGUGCUGCUGCUGCUGCUGCUGCUGCUGCAGCAACAAAUGAUGAUGUUAACUUGCUGCUGCAGGGGGUUGUUAGGAGACUAGCAGAGAGAGGAGCAGCAGCAGCAGCAGCAGCAGCAGCAGCAACAGGGCAACGAGGGGGGCCCCCACCUCUUGCUGCACUAGAGGCGUUGUGGGGGGGCCCCGAGGGGCCCCUCAGGGGGGCCCCCCUCAGGGGGGGGGCCCCCGGCAGCACAGAAAAUAUGUCGCUGCCUCUUGGGGGCCUGCUGCAGCUGGUUGAAGCAGACAGAGACACUGCAGACACAGCAGCAACCCCACAGGGUACCCGCAGCAGCUUGCUGAAGUGCAGCAGCAGCAGCAGCAGCAGCAGCAGCAGCAGCAGCAGCAGCAGCAGUAACCGCAGCAGCAGCAGCAGCAGCAACAACAAUAGUAAAAACAAUAGUAAUAACAACAACAAUAGUAACAGCAAACUGUCUCCUCUUGCUGUCUCCUUAAACACAAAAAAAGGAGACAUAUACAGACAAGGCCUCCUCGUUGCUGCAGACACCCCAAUGGAGCAGCUGCCGCUGCGCUGCUCUCUGUCUAGCUUCCAGCAGCAGCAGCAGCAGCAGCAGCAGCAGCAGUUGCAGCAGCUGCAGCAGCUGCAGCAGCAGCAGCAGCUGCAGCUACAGACUGACGGUGCGGAUCCUUGCUGGGGCCCAGUUGUUCCUUCUGCUUCAGCAGCAGCAGCAGCAGCAGCAGCUGCUGCUGCUGCUGCAGCUGUACCCUAUGACCCCCUGGGGGCCCUUCACGGGGGCCCCCACAGUGUAGGGUUUGGUGGGUUUGUGGGGUGCAGCGGGGGGCCCCCCCAGGGGGCCCCCGACGGGGGGGCCCCCGAGGGGGGGGCCCCCGGGGGGGGGCCCCCCUUGGGGGCAAGCGAAGAGGGUUUGUUUCGUUUGGUUAGUGAGGAUAUAGAUAGAGAGAUAGAGAGAGAAAGAGAGAUAGAGAGAGAAAGAGAGAUAGAGAGAAAAGGAGACAGAGAAGGAGACAGUAGUUGCUGCUCUUUCUGGAGGGGGAGUAGUGAUGUGUGGGGUGCAGCAGCAGCAGCAGCAGCUGCUGCUGCUGCUGCUGCUGCUGCUGCUGGUGCUUCUGGUGCUGCUGGUGGAUGCAUAGGUAAUACAUUAGGGGGCAGAGAAGAAGACAAAGAAGAGAGAGAAAGGAGACGGAGAGAGAGAGGAGACAAAGAGGAAGAUGAGGAGACAAAGGAGACAGAUAAAAACAGCAGCAGCAGCAGCAGCAGCAGCAGCAGCAGCACGCAGUAUAGCAGAGCUGCUUCUGCUGCUUCUGCUGCUCUCUCUCUCUCCCUCAGCAGCCUCCCCUCCCUGGGAUCGUCGCUGGGAUCGUCUCCAGAUAUACACAGACACACCUGGGAGACGACAGCUGCUCUCGGCGAUGUGGGUUUGAGGGCGGCUUUGUUUGACGGGGAGUGCAUCAGCAGCAGCAACAUGAACAGCAGCACGAACAGCUGCAGCAGCAGCAGCAGCAGCAGCAGCAACAGCAGCAGCAGCAGCAUACAUGGUCUCCUUGUAGGCGAAGACGGCAGCAGCUUAGCUUCUAGCUUCUCUCUCGACUUUGCUUUGGGGCCCAGCGCCAUCAGCUGCGGGCAGCAGCUGGAGACAGAGCAGCAGCAGCAGCAGCUGCAGCUGCAGCAGCAACUGCAGCAGCAGCUGUCUCCUGCAGCACAGGCCCUUGGGGGCCUCACAACCGAUGACGAGUGCGCGGGGGGCCCCCUUGCAGCAGCAGAGGAGAUGGGGGGCCCCCCAGACGAUCUAACAGGGGGCCCCUGGGGCCCUGCUGCUGCUGCAGCAGCAGCAGCAGCAGCAGCAGCAGCAUCAGUGCAGUGGCAAGAGGGACGAGUUAAGGAGCUAGUAGGAGACAGUGAGGCUCAGGAGACAUCUCCCAGAGGGACGAGUUAA